Molecule: messenger RNA, 637 nt
Organism: Tribolium madens (black flour beetle)
Lineage: Eukaryota; Metazoa; Arthropoda; Insecta; Coleoptera; Tenebrionidae
Gene: Fkbp12
Product: peptidyl-prolyl cis-trans isomerase Fkbp12
Exons: 4
Coding region: 126-452 (108 amino acids)
Molecular function (GO): peptidyl-prolyl cis-trans isomerase activity
Source: RefSeq, a predicted model, not a curated record
ACGUGCGCGCUAACUUGAUUACGUCACUUUUUGCUGACGCCAUUGCCAUUUGUUUUCAGUCUCUUUCACGAAGGCGUUUCUUUGCAUUUAAUUUUGUAAAUAGUCGUAACUUAAGCUCAAUCGUCAUGGGCGUCCAAGUCGAUACAAUCUCACCCGGCGAUGGUCAAACCUUUCCAAAGACCGGUCAAACUGUUGUCGUUCAUUAUACGGGUACUCUAGAAAAUGGCCAAAAAUUCGACUCGUCAAGGGACAGAGGCGUGCCCUUCAAAUUUAGAAUUGGAAAGGGCGAAGUCAUCAAGGGCUGGGAUGAAGGGGUAGCGCAAUUGAGUGUGGGUCAAAGGGCGAAGUUGACGUGUUCCCCUGACUACGCUUAUGGGUCUCGUGGUCAUCCAGGCAUCAUCCCGCCAAAUUCAACUUUGAUUUUCGACGUAGAACUUCUCAAAGUCGAAUAAAUCUGCAAAUUAGUCAAAAGUCUCCUUUUCUUUCUGUUUUGCAGUAUUUAUCAUUCUUUAUUUUUUUUACUUAAUGAGUCAGAAAUAGAUUAACUUUUCACAGCUACAACAUAGAAGCUUUUUGCUGGUUACUUUGAAAUGUAUGUGUUGUGGUGUCCCAAUAAAAAAAGAGUUCAUGUCAGGAA